UGUUAUAUGAGAUUAUACAAUAAAUUAAAUAUUAAUUUGUGUUGACUGUGCACGAUGUUUGUGUGGAUAAAUGAACAAUUUCGUAUAUUUAAUUUAUGAUAAGAUUUUACAACAGUUGGAUAAGGAAAAUCCUGCUUAUUAUAUUGAAAUACCAAAGUAAUUUGAAUGAAAUAUACAAAACAAAUUGACAAAGCUUUGCAUAUUACGUAAAACAUGAGCAGAAUAGAAAAUAACUGUCUCAAAAUUGGAAAAAAGAAAUAAAGUUCUAACAUUCCAAAUUUAAAUUGUGGAAAAAAAAUGGAACCACAGAAACCAUUCGCUUGUACUCUACCGGAUUGUGGAAUGACAUUUACGAAUGAAGAUCACUUACAUGUUCAUACAAAAAAACAUGACAUGGUACUUCAGUUGGGCAUGGAACAGAAGGCAGCCUUCGUAGCUGAUCAAACUCCGACGCCAACCCGCUUCAUCCGGAACUGUGAGGAGGUUGGACUCUUCCAAGAUCUUCAAAAUGUUAACCCAUUCGAUGAAGGCUUUAAGAGAGCUAUGGAGACAAAGCAUGGUGUACUAUCUCUGGAGGCAGGAUCGUCGACAGAGGAUGCUUUACACACUCCUCAUCUCCUCUUUCCGCUGGAGCCAGGCGACUGUGCACUAUAUACCGCUAACAAUCAACGCAACAUCACAAUUAGCAGAUCAUCAAGUGACGAAUCUGGCGCCGUCAAAGAAUAUGAAACUACAACUAUUUCGAAACUAACGAACGAAGUCACAACGAUAAGUAGAGUUGUCGGUAAAGAUCCGACAGACAGAGCAAAGACAACAGACGACGUGUCUAUAGUCAGUCACGAGGAGUUAGCUAAAUGCAAAGACGGGGCUAGCGAAACAUCAGUUUCAUACACAAAUAAUGUUAUAAAUAUACACAGCAAUGUAGAAAUAAGAAAAUAUAGCUUAGUUAAUAUAGACGCUAAAACGCCGACGGUUAUAUAUUCAGAUAUCAAGGAUUCACCGACUAAACAUGUGACCGGGAAAAAAGACAAAUUACCACCGAUAAUGAGUCAGAAGUCGCUGGAUUUUGUCGUCGAUAGUCUAACGUCGGAUGUCUGUCGCGAUAAUGACGCCAAAAAGAUAUUUCAAAGUGACGUCAUUAAAUCUGAUAAUGUGAAAGAGAAGAAAGAUGAUUACGAAGUUAUAAUAAAACAACCGAUUAAUAAACGCGAUAGGAGAAAAGAUGUUGACGAAAACGAGACCACGAUACAAUAUAACACUAAAGAGAAAUUGAAGAAAGCGAUUAAAAAUAAAUCAAUUAAAAAUACAACACCAAAGCAGAUACCGAACGCAAUUGUCCAAAAUAUAAUACCAAUAACUGCUGGAACUCUGAUACCGGUCACUGUUUUGAAUUCUCCGCUACCAAUAUUAGCGAGUCCGCUACAGAAAAUACCGAUAGUACCUCUACCUUCGACUGUUAAAACUAAUUACAAAUCUGUUAAGAGAAAAAAAAACGAUAACAUUAAAAGUGACGAUGUUAAAACUAAAACGGAUACAAAUAAACUUGACGAUUGGGACAAGGCUGAUCUCGUUAAACGGAACGCUAGGCAGCUUCUAGAGAGUCGAAGCGCAGCUUCUAGGAGAUACAGGCAAAAGUUAAAAGAGGCGAUGCAAAAACAGAGCGAAGAGAACAGACACCUGCGGGAGGUCAAUCAGAAGCUGAACGCUGAGAGGGCGGUCCUCAAGCAGAUCAUUACGCAGCAUCUCAAGAACUGUCCCAUUGGUGACGAUUUAAGAAAUAUUCAAGAGAAGUUACAACACGCCAGUAGUAAUUCGAACACGACUGACAUUUGAAAUCCAAUUAAUUAUUAUUAUUUAUUUAUUAAUAUUAUACACCUUUAUUUUUUAAUACUUUGUACUGUUGAAUAAAA
Molecule: messenger RNA, 1910 nt
Organism: Nymphalis io (European peacock)
Lineage: Eukaryota; Metazoa; Arthropoda; Insecta; Lepidoptera; Nymphalidae
Gene: Atf-2
Exons: 6
Coding region: 298-1833 (511 amino acids)
Biological process (GO): regulation of transcription by RNA polymerase II
Molecular function (GO): cAMP response element binding; DNA-binding transcription factor activity, RNA polymerase II-specific
Source: RefSeq, a predicted model, not a curated record